Molecule: messenger RNA, 6096 nt
Organism: Chara braunii
Lineage: Eukaryota; Viridiplantae; Streptophyta; Charophyceae; Charales; Characeae
Source: the annotation of a GenBank genome assembly
GGUGUUGCCCAAGCACUUCGGUACACCUGCUCGCGUUGGUCCCCAGCGCGACGAAGGCGGUAGUUCCUCCUCUUCGAGAACGCAGGCGUGGCCACACACGACCAUUAAGGGAAGCGGCAAGCAUGUCUGCGCGUGGCGGCGCCCGUGGCAAGAAGCGGGAAAACAUGCCCGCGGACACUCAGGGGCGGGAAACGGGUCGGCGGCAUGUCCCCAAGGCGAAGAGGCUUCGUUCGAAAAAAGCAUCAGCAAGCCUGCCUCUUCGGCGAGAGCGAUAUUGGGCUACAGCUAACGAGGAGGAGGACGACGACGUGUUUACGACGGAGGAAGAAGCAGCAGAGGACACCGUGUCGGCACCUCGGGGAAGCACUCUUCAAAGGCCACCUCAGCGUGGCCUGCUGUCCACGCCAUCUCGGCCGCGUCUGCGCAACACGGCUGCAGAGGGAGGCCCCAUGGAACGCGGCGGAGGUGAGGGGGCCCAGCAACAAGCGCGCGUGGCGAGUGGGGGGGCGGUCGCUGGUGCAGCCGCUGGGUCUUUGGGCAUUGUUGCUGCCGUGGCAAGAGCGAGAGAGGAGGUCCCUGUUGUGGAGCGGGAGGUGCCACGCGGCGACAACAAGGGUGAUAGGGAGGAUGAGGACCCUCUUUUAAGCCGGGUUCGGAUGGGAGGGAUGGCGAAAGAUCUCACCGAGUGUACCCGCCUGUGGGUUGAUGACAAAGCGUUUUGGAUGACGGGGGGGGGGAGAAGACUGUACAACAUCGUCCACGAAAAGCGGGAGUACUUUGUCGCCAUAGCCAGCGGGCUGCAAGCGCCCGCCGUCCCCCGGAGCGUCGUCUUGCCAAAAUCCGCCACGAGCCUGACAAGGAUUGCAGAUCCCGCACAACUGCAGCAGGCGAUCUCCUGCGCGACGGCAGCGGAGAACAUUGCUCUACGCGUCUUGCACGGAUGGGUCUUCAAGUCCGGGAACCGCCCUCGAGGAUACAAUCUCGCUUUCCAGUACGUGUUGGAGUCAGUGGCGAUGGACAUUGUGCGUGCCAUGUGGUACGACGAGGAGUGGAGCAACGUCGCCGUGGCAGCGGCCGUGUCCACGGUCGUUCUUCGAUGUCAGCAGGAGAGGGCGCUGGGGCGACUGAAGGAGCAGUUGCGAGCGCGUAGAUGGAGGACAUUGACGCAAGGUCCGGACGAUGGGGCCGAAUACGUGGCGACGUCGGAGGCUGUUGUUCACGUGUGCUACGCGUUGGGUUGCAGAGUGAUUCCUCGUGCGGCGCUGCGGUGGUGGGUGAAUCGCAGGACAGGAGGCACGUGGGAAGACCUCAGGCAAUGCGACGACGCCACAGACGACUACUUCUGGGAUAAGCUACGAAUGUCGCCGCGAGUGUUCCAGGAGAUCGCAAAGGCGUUUGUGCCUCAUCUUCAGCGGCGGGUCACGUUCUACAGGGAGCCUUUGCAGCCGGACCAGAUUGUGGAGUACGCACUGUACAGGUGGGCUACAGGGGAGACGUACGAGAGUGCCACGUCAGCAGCUGGCAGGUCAGCAGUUGCCACGUCAUCGGCUGCCACGUCAGCAGCUAGCACCUCAGCAGUUGCCACGUCAGCAGCUCGCACAUCAGUAGCUGCCACGUAUGUCCUUGGCACAUCAGCAGCUGCCACGACAGGAGGCGCCACUUYAGUAGCAUUCCCCCUCAACASCUCACACAUAAGGACCUGCCGCAUCAACAGCUGCCACAUCGGYACUUGCCGCGUGAACUGGUACCGCGCGUGUGGCACCAUGGCCAGCACCAGCGCAGCUGCUGGAGGGGUUUUGCGUUCGUCCACAGUCUCCUUCCAAGAGGACACAAACUACAGGGGCAAGCACGUCGUGUGGACUUGGGUGACUCCCRACCAACUUUUGUCGGGGAAUGCUCGAGGUGYGAGGAAGCUAAAGUGCAAAUUGUGCGGCCUUGAGUACACUGGGAAUCAAAAUCSGGCCGGCGAGCACUUCUAUAAGAAGAGGCCCUCCGCCCGGUGUCCACAAGCCAGCCUUGCGAUCUGGAGGAGAUUGCACAAGGCCGGCRCUCAGUUCCCACCGGACAUUCUGGAGAGGGUGCAGCGCGCGAUGGAGGGGAACCCCAACGACGACGAUGGUGCCCAUGCGGUAGAGGACAUUGCAGGCAGCGAAGGUGAAAGACGCUGCGUCGGUGGGGUGGUUGAAGAGGCGGCUGGUGGGCAUCCUCUUGCUGGAGGAGACGAGUGCACGAGGGGGGAGGUGACAGGUGGAGGCACUGCUAUUCGGACACCGACUUCCUCGCAGGUCGAGCGGCGGGCGGGCCGCACAGCAGUGGUGGGCAGGCAAAUGAGCAUUGUGAGGUAUGCGAAGAACCCGAGGCAGGAGGCUAUUGACGACUCUUGCUACGAGUUUUUCGUGGAGAAUGCCAUCCCAUUCAACAAUGAGGAGCAGGCGAUCCGGGACGAUUGGGAAGUCACAGGCUGCACAUUCAUAACCGAUGGCACCACAGACAUAUAUGGGCGAUCGCUUAUGAACUUCAUCCUUGCUGGGCGGGCGAAGCCGGUUUUCAUCAAGUGUGAGGAUGUGAGCGAGGGGGAUAAGGACUCAGUUGCUGCCGUUGCCAGUUGGAAGAGGUUCUUCAGGGAGUGGGGGGUGGACAAGAUCACUGCCAUCCRCACAGAUUCCUUCGCUGGAAAUACAAGUGCUGCAAGGAUGUUGAGGGAGGAUCCGGAGUUCGAGCAGAUCUACUGGAUUCCUUGCACGACUCACURCAUGGACAUGCUCAUGCACGAUAUUUGGAAGCAGGAAUGGGCCGAUGACAUCAUCAAGAAGGCCAACAAGGUGGUGAACUUCUUCAGACUCCACAUGUGGCCACGAUCCYAGUUGAGGACGCAACURUUGCAAUCCCCAGAGUUGAAUUGCACUUGCUUGCUUCGCCCUGCGCAAACAAGGUUUGGGACCCACUACRUCAUGCUGCAGCGGCUCRAGGUGUGCGUGAAGGCCAUCACUCGGAUUGUGAACGGAUUCGCUUGGGAGAAUAUGGUGUGGYGAGGGGACAUUAGGGAGAAGGCCUUCUUCGUGSAGGAAACURUUCUUGACAGGACCUUUUGGACUAAUGUGAAGAAGUUGGCCGCCCUGAUGAAGGGCCCCUAUGACGUGUUGCGAGAGGUGGAUAAGGAUGUCCACUGCCUCUCACGCAUCUAUGACAUGGCCUGCCAGUUGCCGGUCUUCUUUCGUGCAGCCCGCCUCACGGAUGAGGAGCGAGACAUCAUCUUGACGGCGGUGGCGAACAGGACUGACAUGCUGCUCAGCCCCAUUCAUGUUGUGGCCCGGUUGCUUGAUCCUGUCUUGAGGGACAUUGCCGUUUUCAGCAAUGUGGAGCUCAUGAUGCAGUUUGAGAGCAUUGUCGAUCGACUCAUCGGAAAGAGGGGGAGCAAGAAGUUCACCGACUGUAUGGACCAGUUGUACGACUUCCAGUUCGGGAACGGGGUGUUUGGCUCCGAGCGGGCAGUGCAGAGGGCCUCGAAGGACAACGCAGUGUUGUGGUGGGAAGCGCAUGGGGCAGGGCAUCCAGAGAUCAAGGCCUUGGCAAUCAAGCAACCGGUCACUAUUCUUCGUCAGCUUCAACGUCUUCGACAGUCCCACAUCCAUGUGCGUCAUGGCCAGUUCAAGCAAGGGCAGGAGGUGGACCCAAAAGGGUAUGGGCAGUACAGGGUGAGAAGUAGGCUGUGCAACCAGUUGUUCACAGCAUCGAAGUCACGUGCGGUGCAACAUUUCCUGAAGAAGAGAGCAGCAUGUCCUUACCGCACGGGGGAGAUUCUCCAUUUGUUGGAGUUGGAUGGAGCUAACAUUAAAGAAGGUGGUGCAACAACUCAGACAAUGCUGCAUAAGUACAGAAUAGAUAAUGGCAUCGGCGAGGACUGCGGCUUGGAAGCGGAGCCAGUGCGUCAGGCAGCAACGGAGUUGGAGCGGCAUAUUGUCCCACCGCCUGCACCGGGGAGGGACUCUAUUGUAAACAUUGACACCGCACAAGAAGCUGAGCCUGCCGAUCCAGAUGUGGUGGUGGGAGAUGAGAUGGCCCCUGGUCCGUCAGGUCAGGCAUCCACAAAGGUAUCGAAAUCGGGGAAGACAACACAGACUUCCAUUAGGAAGUGGACAGAGAACACCGCCCAAAAGAGACUUGAUCUUGCAUGGUUGGAGGCAUUGUGCAGGGCGGGCGUGCCAUUCAACUUCAUUCGGUUGGACAUAACGAAGGAGCUUCAUGACAUGUACAUGGAGUUCGCGGUCCRCAACGCACGAAUGGACUUGCCUGCCUUUGAAACCAUCCGGACAGUGGCUUUGAAUAUUGUGUAUGACAAUGUUCGGGCAGAGGUGCGGCCGCUUAUGGACAAGUGGGACAUCAGCGGUUGCACUCUCAUCACCGAUGAGACCCAAGACAGGAAGUCGAGGGCUGUGUUGAACUUUGUAGCGGCUGGAGAGAGCAGGGCUGGCUCAUCAAGGUUGUGGAUGUCUCUGAUGGGAAGAAAAACACGAGAGCAUUGGCAAAGUUAUGGGAAGAGGAAGGUGCUUGUCAUGCCAACGGAGGUCAGAUUCGCAUCUGUUUACCAGAUGUUGAUUCGUAUAUGGGACAGGAGACAUGUGCUGAAGCACAUAAUGGACAACGGCUGGUUUGACAUCUAUUGGAGCAGUCGGAAAGACAGGGAGGAUGCAGAGGAUAUCUUCGCUCAUGUGAGAUGUGACAUCUGGUGGCAGAAGGUGGACACUAUUCUCUCCAUCAUGAAGCCCAUAUACGACCUGCUGCGAAUGAUGGACAGUGAUAAGGUGGCGCCUUCACAGUUGUGGGGCUUCGACGACCUCCUCAUCAAACGGAUGCGGACCAUGUCAAGUGUGACCAGCGAGCAGCACCACGAGAUAAUGAAGUUGGUCGUCAAUCGUUGCAAGAUGAUGCGUCAGCCAGCCCAUGCAACAAACUUCUUGUUGUCACCUGCGCGGAGGGACCCCAGAUGGUUGCUGAACAAGGACUCCCCACUCGUGCACAACGCAUUGAAGUUCUUCUUGACACAGUUGGGCAGGAACUCUUGGGGCGAUUUGGACUCUCACGAGGAAGUGUGGAACAGCCUGUGGACAUUUCAUUGCCAACCACCGAAGGAGAAGAUGAAGGAUGAGGAUUUGUGGAAUCGGUUCGUUGUUGCCGACGCAACUUUGGAGAGGAAGACAUCAUCUCAAUGGCGGGGCUUGUACGGCGAAAGUGUAGUUAAGUUGGUUUACUACAUUCACUGGAACAUGCAGUUGUUGCGGGUUCCCAGGAGCACGACUGACGGGUUCAUUGACCUGUGGGCAACCUUCUUCGACGAGCUUGAGGCACCUCCGGUGACGAACGAUGCAGCCAAGGAUCGCCGUGAAGUGGACAAGGAGGAGGAGGCGGCGAGGGUUGCACGCCUGAAGAAAAUUCCAAAAGGGAGGCUUCCCGCUGGCUUGUUCAGCGAUGAUUCUGGGAGCAGUGACAACGAGGACUUGGUGUGGUGUGAUAAGGUGGAAAACAGGGUGCAUCCAGCACGAGGUGGGAAGGGGAAAGGGAAGGCCGCUGUUGUUGAAGACGAGGAGGACGAGUGGGAUGAUGAUUAUGAUGAUGAUGACAACGACUCGGAUUUUGAAAUUCGUCCACGCACGGGCUGCAUGGACUCAGACAUGAACGGAGGACGGGCCGACUUGUGGGACGUGCCUGAAGCAACGUGUCACUUGGACAGUGGCGAUGACCUCAUCGUGGAGGACAGUGAGGCACGUGAUCGCAAGGUCAGAGCGGAAGCACAAUCUCUGGCGGACAGGGAUCGUGUAAUGGUGCAACAACAUAUGGCAGAGGAAAACUCACGUCGACUAGCAGUCCCGGCACACCUGAGAACCGUGGAGGGGCAUGUGCAGCAGCAGGCCGAGCAACGACCACAGGAGCUGGUGGAACAGCUGGUGGAGCAGAAUCCGCAGCGGGUGGUGCGGCAGCAGCAGGAGCAGCGCCCUCAGCAGAAGUAGCAUGAGGUGGAGCCAGGGCAGCAGCAAGUGGAGAAGCAGUUGAAGCAGGACAUGGAGCAGGAGCAGCAGAAUAUGAAGCAGCAACAACAAC